AUGGCAUUCCUAUUCCGAAACAAGCAGAAGAACAACCUGGAGCUUACCCGCUCUAUCAAAGAGCUUACGCUGCGGCUCGGGCAAGAAGACAGGCCCAACCCCAAGCUAGAGGAAGGACUUGCUCUGGACCUGCAACAGAUGAAAGUUAGACUUCAGGGCACACCCGACACAGAAGUCAACCCGGAGGCUGUCUUCCAGCUUCUUACAAACAUCCUCAACGAGGACCUCCUCUAUGCGCUAGCAAUCAACAUUCAUAAGCUCCCGUUCGAGUCGCGAAAAGACGCCCAAGUCAUCUUCUCCACUGCUUUCCGCUACAAGCCCGCAGGACAAGCUACACCGCAGGUAUUGGAACACGUCGUCGCAUACCGACCGGAUAUUAUAAUAGCGCUAUGUCGAGGCUACGACAGGCGAGAAAGCGCCAUGCCAUGUGGUGGCAUCCUUCGUGAAGCGCUCAAGUACGAUGCCAUCGCUGCGCUGCUGCUCUAUGACGAGCCAAUGGAAGACGGAAAGACGCUUGACUUGGGCAACGUGAACCCUGAUCUGCCGUCUUCUGGCAACGGUGUCUUCUGGAAGUUCUUUGACUGGAUAGACAAGGGCGCGUUUGAAGUCAGUGCCGAUGCAUUUAACACAUUCAGGGAAAUCCUGACAAAGCACAAGCCUUUAGUCGCUACAUUCCUACAAACCAACUUUGACACCUUCUUCACCAAGUACAACUCGAUGCUUAUCCAGUCUGAGAGCUAUGUGACGAAGCGCCAGUCUAUCAAACUGCUGGGCGAGAUCUUGCUCGACCGAGCAAACUACAAUGUUAUGACGCAAUAUGUGGACUCGGGGGAGCAUCUCAAGAUCAUCAUGAAGCUACUGCGAGACGACAGGAAGAUGAUCAACUACGAGGGUUUCCAUGUCUUCAAGGUGUUCGUUGCCAACCCGAAUAAAUCGGUCGCAGUACAACGGAUCCUGAUUAGCAACCGGGACAAGCUGUUACGGUUCUUGCCGUCAUUCUUGGACGACCGCACAGAAGACGAGCAGUUCAUCGACGAGAAGAGCUUCUUGAUCCGACAGAUCGAGCAGCUUCCGCCAGCUCCGGUCGUGCCACCGACAGCGCAAUAG
Messenger RNA from Alternaria postmessia, 1107 nucleotides. RefSeq lists its product as uncharacterized. Gene Ontology annotation, biological process: intracellular signal transduction. Gene Ontology annotation, molecular function: protein serine/threonine kinase activator activity. The transcript has 5 exons. The coding region runs from base 1 to 1107 and encodes 368 amino acids. Lineage: Eukaryota; Fungi; Ascomycota; Dothideomycetes; Pleosporales; Pleosporaceae. The record is from RefSeq and is a predicted model, not a curated record.